Armigeres subalbatus is the source of this 2502-nucleotide messenger RNA. RefSeq lists its product as uncharacterized. Bases 1 to 2502 code for a protein of 833 amino acids. Gene Ontology annotation, biological process: DNA integration. The transcript is spliced from 3 exons. The record is from RefSeq and is a predicted model, not a curated record. Gene Ontology annotation, molecular function: zinc ion binding; nucleic acid binding. Lineage: Eukaryota; Metazoa; Arthropoda; Insecta; Diptera; Culicidae.
AUGGUAAACUCGUACGAAUCCGUAAAGCAGCAAGCGCAAUCAAUAAGUCUGCCAGGUACAAGCUUCUCUACCGAACCGGACUACGGAUCUUCGUCGAAUGUCAACAAGAUUCAACAGCUAUCACGAACCGAAUGCACUCGAUGUGGUCGGAUUGGUCACAUGGCGAACGAUUUUAAAUGCCCAGCACGAUCCAGGGAAUGUAUCAAAUGCAAACGUAUUGGGCAUUUUGCCGCACAAUGUCGAUCGAUCCCGGCAACUAAGCGCAAACAGUUCUCUAAGGCUGAAUCGAGAUGGCCGAAUAAAAGGUUUAAAUCGGAGCAAGUAAACAAGAUUGACACCGAUGGUGCCAAGGAAGAAACUACCUUCUUGUUCAGUAUCAGCGACGGAGGCGAAACAAUUCAGAUCAAGCUUGGAGGAGUUGUAUUGCAGGUACUGAUAGAUUCUGGGUGUAAGAAAAACAUUGUCGAUGAGCGCUCUUGGAACUACAUCAAAGCGAACGGAGCGAAAAUAUGGAACCAAAGAAAGAAUUGUGAUGAAAUAUUUCUACCAUACGGGGAAAAUGCGAAACCGUUGACUCUUUUGGGAAGGUUCGGUGCGACGGUUUCCAUAGCCGACGGAGCGAAAAUUUUAGAACUGGUCUCUACAUUCUAUGUGGUCAAGGGUGGUCAGCAAUGUUUAUUAGGCCGCAUCACAGCCACAGAUUUGGGCGUGUUGUUUAUCGGGUUGCCGAGCACUCACGGAAUCAACGCAAUCACUAAUACCGGAGCUCAUCCGUUCCCUAAAAUUAAAGGUAUUCAGGUAAAAAUACCAAUCGAUGAAUCUGUUCCGCCUGUUUGCCAACAACCAAGGCGGCCUCCUAUCGCGCUCAUGGUAAAAAUUGAAGAUAAGAUAAACUCUCUGCUUGCUAAUGAUAUUAAUGAGACAGUUGAAGGCGGCUGUCAGUGGGUCUCUCCGUUGGUAACCGUAGUGAAGGACAAUGGGGAUCUACGUUUAUGCGUGGAUAUGCGCAGAGCGAAUGCAGCAAUCAUUCGUGAACGACACAUUAUGCCAACGAUAGAAGAUUUUCUAUCAAGAUUUACGUCUUCAAAGUGGUUUAGCCGGCUUCAUUUGAGAACUAGGGUUAUCGCCGAUGCUUCUCCGGUGGCUCUCGGAGCCGUUCUUAUACAGUUCGAAGGUUCUACCGAUGUUGACCCCCGUCCGAUUGCUUACGCCAGUAAAAGUUUAACGACCACAGAAAAGCGUUAUUGUCAGACGGAAAAGGAAGCUCUUGCGCUGGUCUGGGCAGUGGAGAGGUUUUCCGUCUAUCUUAUUGGACACAGGUUUGAGCUUGAAACGGAUCAUAAACCACUGGAAGCGAUUUUCAAGCCAACAGCUAGGCCAUGUUCGAGAAUUGAACGAUGGGUACUAAGGCUGCAGGCGUUUACAUUUGAGGUCAAGUAUCGUAAAGGUACAAGCAAUAUAGCGGAUCCACUAUCACGAUUGGUUGAUGAACAUUCACCUGAAGAGUUUGACGCUGAGAGUAAAUUUAUGGUAUUAGCAAUUAUGGAAUCAGCAGCAGUUGAUAUUCACCAACUCCAAAAAUUAUCUGGCACGGACGUUACGUUAGAGGCGGUGAAACGCAGUCUUCAAACCGGAAACUGGGAAACUCAACUAGUUAAAUCUUUCACUCCUUUCAAGAACGAACUAGGACUUAUAAGAGACUUAGUUGUCCGCGGGAAUAAACUAGUUAUACCUGAUUGUCUGAAAACACGUAUGCUGGAACUUGCCCAUGAAGGUCACCCGGGAGAAUCGGUGAUAAAACGACGACUGCGUGACCGGGUUUGGUGGCCUGGAAUGGAUCGAGAUGCAGAGAAGCAGGUUAAAUCGUGCGAAGGUUGUAGAUUGGUGAGUCUACCAGCUAGGCCAGAGCCAAUGAUUCGGCGUGAGAUGCCCUCCAAGCCGUGGGUGGAGGUGGCCAUAGAUUUUCUCGGACCCAUGCCAUGUGGAACCUACUUGCUUGUUGUUAUCGACUAUUAUAGUCGAUACAAGGAAGUGCAAACAAUGACAAGAAUAACAGCAAAAGAAACUGUAGAAAGACUAGACAGAAUAUUCAGCCGCCUUGGAUAUCCACAAUCAAUUACAUUGGACAACGCGAAGCAGUUCGUGGGCAUAGAAUUGGAUGAAUACAGCAAAAUAGAAGGAAUUAUUCUCAGGCAUUCAACCCCCUAUUGGCCGCAAGAGAACGGAUUAGUAGAGCGCCAAAACCGGUCCCUGCUGAAACGCCUUCAGAUUAGCAACGCACUCGGCAGAAACUGGUGGCAGGAUCUUCGCGACUACUUGCUGAUGUGCUAUACUACGCCUCAUUCAAUCACCGGUAAAACCCCCACUGAAUUUUUAUACGGUAGAACGAUUCGAUCUAAAAUACCUGCACUGGAAGACAUUGAAAACACACCAGUUGAUGAGGAUGUACGUGACAGAGACAAGUUACUGAAGGAGAAAGGAAAGCUGGCAGAAGACCUCUGA